Cadophora gregata is the source of this 1954-nucleotide messenger RNA. RefSeq lists its product as uncharacterized. The record is from RefSeq and is a predicted model, not a curated record. NCBI's taxonomy places the organism in Eukaryota, Fungi, Ascomycota, Leotiomycetes, Helotiales, Ploettnerulaceae. The coding region runs from base 871 to 1821 and encodes 316 amino acids. The transcript is spliced from 6 exons. Gene Ontology annotation, biological process: L-ascorbic acid biosynthetic process. Gene Ontology annotation, molecular function: calcium ion binding; gluconolactonase activity.
AGCUAAGUUAAGGAGCUGUUCCGUUACUGUAAGGCUAUCCCGCUCGUCGAUCAAUUCACGAGGGCGCCGGCGACACCUGCAAUUUACCCCUUGCAUGUAUUUAUGAAUCGUGUUCCACUGGCCUGGGCGACUUGCCAAUUCUGUCAGACACGGCACCUACCAACCUUGCCUGUCGUAUCAAUUCGAUCCUCCCCUCCAAAGAAAGGAGAUAGAUAAGUCAUAGAGAGUGUUCUCCCACCUGCACUUUCCUUGCAGUCUUGUUUACUUCAACAGGCCAUCAACGGAUCCAAUCAAUGCCCCUGCACUGGGCAGUCGAUCUACAUAAGGUAGCCUAUUCCAAAGCAGGGACCUUAUGUACUGAAAGCAACUCGCCUGAUACUCUGCCUCUACCGAGGAAUUAUUGCAGUAAGCUUAAGUAUGGUCCUCGUUUAAUGUCCCCCUGCACAACACGGAUGACAACAAAGUAGUGCACCCAUGUAGAUCGAGUCCAGGUAUUCUUUAUUUCUUUAUCUACAUUCAGACUGUUGUCACGGGGAGGUCAUACAUACAUGCUUGUAUUGUAAUUGCCAGUUCCACUCUCGUCAAGUUCCCACUUGUCGGCUUCCCUCAGCAUCCGGUCAUAACUUACACUAUUCGUAACUGUCUGCAGGGGGAAGGAUAUUGGAAAUAGCCGCUGCCCAGGGGAGCGGGAUGAAGAGAAUGGCGGGGCAUCCAGAGAACCCCGCCAGCACCCCUCAAGUUAAACCACUUCCUACCUAGGUAUCACGGUCACUUCAUUUCAGCUUCGCUGUCAUCAACGAGACCCAAUCACUCUCAUUCUUCAGAGCCUCGCGACGCUCCAGUAACUUCCCACCCCACUCCUUUGUCAAAAUGUCUACUAUCCCGCCCUUCCACCGCCCACCCCACCCCAUGACCCUUGGCGAAGCACCCCUCUACCGCCCCAGCGACUCCACCCUCCACUGGGUCGACGUCCUCAAAACUCCCUCAGAACUACACGUCCUGCACAUCUCACCCCAAACCGGCGUUCCCCUAGGUCCCUCUCGGAUCCUUCAACUCCCGGACAGCGUCUCAGUAUUCUAUUUCCGGAAGGGUGUGAAGGGCAGUUAUAUCUGUGCGUACCAUGGAGGAAUUGCGUUUAUGGAUGAGGAGACGGGGAAGUUGGAGGUGCUGAAGGAGAUUAUUAGUGAGGGGGAGAGAGAGAGCAGAAGAUUUAAUGAUGGAGGGGUUGAUGCGAAGGGGAGGUUUUGGGCGGCGGAGAUUGAUAAGAAAGCUGUAUCUUUCGGACUUGGUGGCCCACCUGAAAGUUACGGAAAGCCAAAGGGAAGAUUAUGGAGGUAUGAUCCUGAUGGCAGUUUGCAUCAAAUGUUUGAGGGUGUAGUAUGUGGGAAUGGUAUUGAUUGGAGUCCAGAUAAUAAGACUUUCUAUCUGAAUGAUUCUGUGGGGCAAAUGGUUUAUGCUUUUGACUUCGAUUUGGAGAUGGGAGAGAUUUCGAGUCAGAGGACUUUGGUAGACUUUCAUGGUACGCAGGGAGAACCAGAUGGGAUGGUUGUGGACACUGAUGGAAAUCUGUGGAUUGCAGUUUACGGGACAAAUCGAGUCAUGGUCUUUGAUCCAAGCGGGAAGAAAAUAAAGGAGCUAGUCUUCUCAGGACAACGGCUGACUUGCCCAACAUGGGGAGGGGAGAAUCACGACAUCUUAUUCGUCACGUCUGCCAAAGGUGGGAAUGGUAUGGAAGGCAAAGCAGACGAGGGCGGUAACAUGUUCAGCUACAAGGUCGUGGAUGGACCGAAAGGAAGGCCAGAGAAUGAGUUCGCUGGAUAAGCAAUGAUUGGAGCAGCACGAUAUCUACAUUAUCGAAUACGUUUUAGAAAGAGAAUAAAAUGAUAGAACCUAGCAAAUCAGGUGCGCUAGCGCUCAUGUCAUUAAUUUCAAUUCUCUUCUUCAAUGGCCUCAA